Molecule: messenger RNA, 2120 nt
Organism: Trametes versicolor FP-101664 SS1
Lineage: Eukaryota; Fungi; Basidiomycota; Agaricomycetes; Polyporales; Polyporaceae
Exons: 8
Coding region: 947-1606 (219 amino acids)
Source: RefSeq, a predicted model, not a curated record
CGAGCUCGCAGAGGCCGCAUCGUGCACAGAGCAUGCAUACAGGAUGUAUUAUGACAAGGACACGCCCCGCGCGCGAUACAGUCCGCAAAACAAAACACCCUCCGCGCACUCGGUCGAAAUCCGCCCUCGCAGAAUAGGCGCCCACCCCUUGCCUCCACACCGCCACCAUCCCGCGCGCGAACUCGCUCAGUCUCUCUCGCCGUGCCUCGGCUUGGUCUCGUCCUCCGCGCCGACGACCCAAACAUGGUUUUCGCACGGCGACACGGCGCCCUCGUGCUGUCGCGCGGGAGGGUGCGCAUCUGCCGCUGACCGCUGACAGUCUGACGUCUUCUGGCCGUCGCGCUCUCUUGCUGACCUCGUCGUUUCUGCACGCCCCGGGGCUCUGGCGGACUCUCUGCGAGUCCACCGCACCGUCGCGCGAGUUUGUUCUCUGCGCCUGCGGAGACUCGCCUGGACGUGUUUUCCGAGUCGUUCGCCGCGCGGGCCUUCGCUCGCACGAUCGCCUUGCGCACUCGCAAAACGCGCCCCACCGUUCGCUGUCCCGCCAAACUGGUCGGUCUCUGUCCCCGCCGCCGAGUUCUCUAGCCCCGAACUCCGCGCCGACUCUCUGCCUGCCACGCCGACUUGCCGCUUCCGCCUGCUUCUUCGAGGUAAGGACGCGACUCCCGAAUGCCCUGCCGCCCCGCAAAGUUGGUCGACUUGCAAGUGCGCUGCCGUGGAGCGACACGACGUCCACAGCUGGCCAGUCGCGCAUCGCGCGCCCACUUGGGCAUGUCGCCCCGCGCCGGCCACCCUGCUGCACGCGACGCGCUGGAGGCGUGCGCAACCCCAUUCUUGGCCAUUUCCAUCCGCUCCAUCGUCUUGUACAUCUUCUGGAGCCCGACGGCCGCUCACGACGGAGUGUAUCGAAGCCCUCGGCGUCAGCGGCGCCUGUUUGGGCUGCCGCAUGCGUCUGGGGGUUGUCAGAUCGCCGUGUGGCCACACCCUCGCGCGCCGUCGUGUUCAGCCCCGAUUAGAGUCUGCCGCACGUGGGCUGUGGCGUAUACCUCGCGCUCCCGCCGCGCCGCCUCGCCGCCUUCCUGCCACGUCCCAGAACGACUUCCACGGCCCCCCGCGCCCGUCCUCCCGCCCAGAGAUGGCCGCCGGCCAGUGCACUCGCAUUUUCGCUGCACGCCCUCUUCUGCGCAGCCCUCAAACAGAGUUUGUCCCAGAUCCCGGAUGGGAAACACGGCGCCGAACGUGCGCCACGCCCACGCCGCCCUUCCUCGCUGUCAUCCGUCUUCCUUCGCCUCCCUGGAACACUCGCCCUGCUGCGACAUUCCCCACAGCACCUGCCCCGUGCUCCUGCCACCGACGCCUCCCGCGCCAUCCUCCGUGCGUGCUACACGAUGCAAACGUCGCCAUCGCCGUCGCACGGCGGUAUCAUGUGCGACGCUCCUCGCCCUCUCUCGUGCCAUACACCGCGAACUGUAAAUCACUCACCUCGAUUGGGACCCCGCAAAGUCCGGUGUCGUCUGCGCACGCUCACGGCCCGGUGCGCCGUCGCGCGUGCGCACCACUCGGCGAAUGCGUCCACCGCGAGUAUCCCACCGUGUCCGCUGUGUAGCUCGAUCCUCGGUGCUGCUCGGAGCUCCUCACCUGUCUCCCCCUCUGGUGAUCUCGAGUCGAGUCUCUUGCUUCCUCGUAUGCCGGAUCUGGGCAUAUUCAGGGUGUCCACGGUCGCCUCGAAGCGACGUCUUGACGGGUGCGAGCACGAGAGCACCUCAGUCGACGCUGCGACGUCCUGGUAAGUGAUCUCGUCGCCGCCAUGUGGGAAUGCUGCAUCUGCAUUGUGCGUGGACAGGAUUGCAGGGGCGUGAUCACACCAGGUGUGUUGCGGUGCGGUCACCAGGCGGAGAGGCAGCGAGGGGAUGUAGGGCGGGUGAUAUGGGUGAUGAGCAUAGAUUGGAGGUGUUGUGCACUGCGUGUCGAGCGGAGGUGUUGUGCACUGCACGUCGAGCGGAGGUGGAGAGGUUGACGCUCCGAUGGGGUGCUGCGCACAUGCGGAGGGGCGACAGGGGAGAAUGGGGAGACGGUGAGCAGCGCGAAGGGUAGCUUGCGGGAGAAGAGGCCAGGAGAAC